Molecule: messenger RNA, 1060 nt
Organism: Scatophagus argus
Lineage: Eukaryota; Metazoa; Chordata; Actinopteri; Scatophagidae
Gene: mrps18a
Product: mitochondrial ribosomal protein S18A
Exons: 6
Coding region: 58-684 (208 amino acids)
Biological process (GO): mitochondrial translation
Cellular component (GO): mitochondrial small ribosomal subunit; ribosome
Molecular function (GO): structural constituent of ribosome; small ribosomal subunit rRNA binding
Source: RefSeq, a predicted model, not a curated record
UUCCAUUCUCGCGAGAUUACCAGACAGGAAGGGAACAGCGAAGGUCAAGAAUUGAACAUGGCGGCACGCAGUUUGUUGAAAUCGGUGUGCGCUUCAUUUUCGGGCUUAAAUUUGGGUGUUACAGGUACCAGCGUGACCGUUCAACGAGGGAUAAAUAUACCCAAGAUAUCUGCUUUAGCCAUUCAGAGCCGAGGAAUCCGCCAAGUGGUGGAGAAGAAAGAGGGUAAUGCGACAACGAUUGAGGCACAAAUACUGGACAUUCUAGCGGGACCACAGCCUCCAAACCCAGCAGCCAAGUGUCCUAUCUACAGAUGGAACCUGCAGCACAAAUACAACUACACGGAUGUCUUGUUGCUCAGUCAGUUCAUCAGGUCAGAUGGCGGGAUGUUGCCCAGGAGAAUCACUGGUCUCUGUCUAGAGGAACAUCGCAAGAUUGCCAUCUGUGUGCAGAUGGCCCACAGAGCAGGGCUACUGCCUGACCACAAACCCAAACUUCCAGAAGGCCAUGUCACAAAGAGGCCCAAGCCACAGCUUAACAGAUACCUGACCCGCUGGUCCAUUGACUCGGUGAAACCCAUCUAUAAAACUGGACUGAAGUGGUGUAAGAAGCGCAUGAGUGUUGGCCACCCAGCACUUAAAAACAAUGUGCGUUACGGCGUCAAACCUCUUUACACAAAACACUGAAGGACAGAAAGACUGACAAAUCGGUGCAGUAACUGUGGGUGGGCCGUUUUUUAUGGAAGGGGUGCAGUUCAAACUGGAUUGACUUUUGUCAUACUCUCCCAGGAUAAAGGCCUAAAAGCUUCAUCCAUCUGUAUUUAAACUGCCUUUUGUUUAUGAAGCUGCGUCAUGCUUUUAAUGAAUCAUGCUCAGCCCCACCCAGAACUCUCCAUUCUGUCUCUGUUGGUUUUCAAAAAUCCCUUGAAGCAAACUCUGACAACUUAAUGUGAGCAUCAGCUGGGUUAGUGUUACAGUUUCAGAGUUGGUGGUAUGUUGAAUGUGUACAUUCAAGGCAGCUCAGAUGCAUAAAUAAAAUGCCCUGUGUGUGUUUACUGUGUAA